GAAGGCAUAAUAUCGUUCUCGCCAGUGCGACCAUAUUAGUUUCUGCACACUGCACUUAGUUUUUCACCAUACUCAACAGAUCAGAAAUGGACGUAGACAAGGAAGUACAGCGACUAGAGAGCCUCAGCAAAGACUCGCAAGCUAACAUGAGUGAAAUAAUCAGAAUCUAUCGUUGCAUUGCAAAAGAUGCAAGUACUGAUGCGUACAACGCUGUGCCCAUCCUCAACAAAUUAGCCGUUCACUUGCUGUCUCCCGAAGUAACCAGCAUUUUGAAAAAACACCGAUUGGACGCCUUUAGUUAUAUACUAGUCGCCAACAGCUUGCUGGACCUAGAUGAUGUCAAAGAUGACUUGGAAAACGGAGACGUAUUGAUGACUAACGCUCCAGCUACCGAUAUCAGGAAGCUCAAAGCAGAGCUCGGUGUCACGCCAGCAGUCGCAAUACCAACGGCCGCACCCGCCACACAAACGGCCGCACAGGCAUUAUCAGCUCCGUUAGACAAGCUGCAAAUAACGAUGCGCAGUAGCAGUUCUGUGGAUGAAGCUGCAUCCCACAGGGACGAGAACAGGGUAGCGGUGGAAAUAAAAAACCAAUGCAAAGAUAUGAGAAAUUUGAAUGGCAUGAUUUUGUACAAGUUACCAUUGACAGCAACAUCACCUUUCUCGGGAGCAGCUUCCAUCGUCCGGCGGUUCUCCUUCGGUGAGCCCAGCGCUUUAGCGAACAAAACAUGCAAAACUAUUCUUCUGAUGGGCGCCACCGGUUCAGGCAAGACCACCAUGAUCAACGCCAUGAUUAAUUAUGUAUUGGGUGUUCGAUGGGACGAUCCCUUUCGUUUCAUACUUAUCGAUGAAGACGUGACAUCUCAAGCGUUUAGCCAAACCAGAGAGGUGACGGCGUACGACAUCCAUUACAGAAAUGGUUUCCGCGUUCCUUAUUCUCUGACAAUUGUCGACACUCCUGGAUUCGGUGAUACUGAAGGAAUCGAGCGCGAUCAAGAAAUCACUUCGGUCGUCAAGCAAUUCUUUGAAAACAGAGAUGGCAUUCAAGAAUUAGACGCUGUUGGUUUUGUAGUGCAGUCUGCGCUGGCUCGCCUCACGAGCUCUCAGACGUACAUCUUCAAUUCGGUGUUGUCCAUUUUCGGCAAAGAUAUUGGGGAAAAUGUUCGCUUCCUGGUCACUUUCGCUGAUGGAAGGCAACCUCCUGUCUUAGCAGCUAUUAAGAUAGCUAACCUUCCUUGCCAAAUGGAUGACAAGGGAGAGCCGUGUCACCAGAGUUUCAACAACGGUGUAGUCUGCACCUCAAAUCAGGUACCUGGUGAUCGGUUGUCUCCCAUCGAAUGGGACAACGCAAUGCAAAAUUUUCGAUCGUUUUUUGUUGAGUUGUCCAAAAUGCCAAUCAAAUCGCUCCAACUCACCAAAGAGGUACUGAACAGCCGUGAAAGUCUACACAUCACUAUUCAAGGUCUAGAAGCGACCAUCCAGGCGCACUUGAUGAAGAUGGAAGAGCUGCGGAAGAUAGAGGAGAUCAUCGCCUUGAACAAAGAGCAUGUUAACGCUAAUAAGAACUUUGAAAUCACGGUGAAAGUACCCAAGAAGAAAUCGGUUGAGGUUGAAAUGUAUCAGACAGCCCUGAAUUGCUCAAAGUGCGAAGUAACGUGCCAUUAUCCUUGUGACCCGAAUUUGUGGACGGGCUUUUGCCCUGCGUUCUGGCGAUCAGAAAAAUUAUACGGGAUAAAUGUUAGCGAUUUGACAAACAAUGUCACUACCUUACUGUCUUCCAACUAUACUAAUAUUUACAAUACUAUAUUAGAUACAACGGUAAAUACCGCAACCUCUCUAUUUUCGAGUGGUCGCGCGUGCAAGGUCUGCCCGGGAAAGUGCGCAACUGAAGACCACUCAAAUGAACCCACUAGGUGGAUGUACGUUCAAGAAGACGAGACUCGCACUCUGUAUGACAUUCGCAAAAAGUACGACGACGCAAUGGAAAAGACGCUUAGUGCGGAAGAACUGAAGAAUGCCUUGCAAGGAGAGGCGGAGCAGCUGAGAUUUGAAAUCUUUAAAGCGAUGGAUGAGAUCACUCGCUGCUCAAAUCUUUUAAAGAAGAUAGCACUGCGAGGUGAUCCCCUCACCACUCCCGAAUAUAUUAACUUGAUGAUUGAAAACGAGAAAAAAGAGAAAAAACCUGGGCACUGGGAGAGGAUCAAAAGUUUUAAAGACUUACUGAAAAAGGCUAAGCUGACAAAAGACGUUACCGACGGUGGUUAUUUGGCCAAGCAGUUCAAAAAAUAAAAUUGACAUACAUGCUUCUACCAAGAAAUACUGCUGAAGCAUGGAAGAUUUUUUUUUUUCGUUAAUCAUUUUCUUUAAUUAUUAUAGUAAAAAAAAAAUUUGGCGGGCUAUCACAGCAAAGUAAGUUGGCUUUCACGUGCGAUUGCAAAAAUUUUUAAAUUUCAUAUCCUUUUUUUUUUUUUAUUUGUCGAGGUUUAGAGGGUAAAGGGUUAAAAUGUAUAACUGAAUAAAUUCACCUAUCAAAAUCAAA
Molecule: messenger RNA, 2538 nt
Organism: Daphnia magna
Lineage: Eukaryota; Metazoa; Arthropoda; Branchiopoda; Diplostraca; Daphniidae
Exons: 4
Coding region: 87-2288 (733 amino acids)
Molecular function (GO): GTP binding
Source: RefSeq, a predicted model, not a curated record